AGUUGGGAAAACAUGGCCGCGAUGGGUGGGAACCAGAGGCAGAUGAUGGAGGAUGCGGCGGAGGACAAGUUCCCGGAGGGGUUGCGCGUGCUCGCGGUGGACGACGACCGUGUCUGCCUCAAGGUACUAGAGGUCCUCUUGCGCCACUGCAAGUACCAGCCAACAAUGGUGAUGGAUGCCAAGAAGGCGCUGAAGAUACUCAGGGCGGGGAAGGAGCAAUUCGACCUGGUCCUCACCGAUGUGCGCAUGCCGGACAUGGACGGCUUCCAGCUCCUCGAGCUCAUCGGCCUCGAGAUGGAUCUGCCCGUCAUCAUGCUAUCAGUGGAUUGCGACAAGAAGGCCGUGAUGAAGGGGAUAAAUCAUGGGGCGUGUGACUAUUUGAUGAAGCCAGUGCAUACCAACGAGCUCAAAAACAUAUGGCAGCAUGUUCAAAGUAGGAGAAGAUCCCAAGCAAUAAGCCACAUGAGUAGAGAUAAUGAUGACGACCAGAGAGUACAUCCUGGGACGCUUGCCAAGAAUAAGGACUCCAAGAGUAAGAGCAAUGAAAAAGAUGGUUCUAACGAGAACAAAGAGAGCACUCGUGCAUCCACUACCCACAAGAAUACAAGGGUGAAAUGGACAAUUGAGCUUCAUAACAAGUUUCUAGAAGCUAUCAACCAGAUCGGCCUUGAUAAGGCUGCUCCAAAUAAGAUAUUGGAGCUGAUGAAUGUGGAUUGCCUCACUAGAGAUAAUAUUGCGAGUCAUCUACAGGUUUAUUUUUUAUCCCCGUGCUUAAUUUUGAUGUUUGCAUUACUAUUAUUCAUAGUCUAACAUUUUUUCAUAUAUCAGUACAAGCUUUUAUUUUGUAAGAACAUAACAAUCAAAGCUUUAGUAAUGCACUGAUCACGAACAUGUGUGUGAUUGUAAUUCCUUUUGUCCCUGGAAAUGUAAGGCAUAUCUUGUACAAUGCAUGACACGCACAUUCUAUUAGAAGUUGUGCAACACUUUUAGUUCUUUUUGUUCCCACAUUCUAUACAGAUCUAGCUCCUCCUAUAGUGCAUGCAUAGUAUCAUUCCCAACACACCCAUCAUAGGCAUCGUGCACAUGACAUGCACUUUAUGAAGGUAGAACGGUAGUAUGACAACACAAUUUCAUAAAAGAUCUGCAACACGGCCAUGGUAAGUGUUUGCGGUAGGUCCGAGGAAAUUCCCACCGCCGAGUUCCACAUCUACCAGUCGCCAUCCUCUCUCCGGGGCUAGCCCAACGACCAUAAUACGGAGGCCGCCCUCUGCCACCUCAGCAUCCUCGACUUCACGUGACUCCAACUCUCGGAUUGUAUCCCCCGACACGACCACGUCUUCCACCUCGUCGUCUCCUACCACCUGCAGAGGCGAUGGGGCUACUAGUCCUGCGCCUACAUCUGGGGGACCCACGUCAAUGUCAACCGCGAGUCCUUCCUCAACACAACAGACAUUGAACUCCAACCCAUGACGGAGCACAAGGAGCUCCCUCCCAACUUGAACUCGGACGCGGGUACCUACACCGUCUUGCAAUUCAUAGAAAUGUGUAUCCACCCCGAGUUCCAUGUCAAAGACAUGUUGUCGUCAAAUGUGUCGGAUGCGAUUGAGAAAGCAAUGGUGGGGUUAGCGCAUAAGUUUGGCUGGGCGCAGCUGAUCUGGGACCUAGUCCAGAAUGAGAUUCUCGAAUUGUCAACCAGGGAUGAUAAAAAUUCA
This is a messenger RNA of Triticum urartu, 1712 nucleotides long. RefSeq names its product two-component response regulator ARR12-like. Gene Ontology annotation, molecular function: DNA binding. Gene Ontology annotation, biological process: phosphorelay signal transduction system; cytokinin-activated signaling pathway. Lineage: Eukaryota; Viridiplantae; Streptophyta; Magnoliopsida; Poales; Poaceae. The record is from RefSeq and is a predicted model, not a curated record.